Messenger RNA from Diaporthe citri, 1557 nucleotides. RefSeq lists its product as uncharacterized. Gene Ontology annotation, cellular component: plasma membrane. The record is from RefSeq and is a predicted model, not a curated record. Lineage: Eukaryota; Fungi; Ascomycota; Sordariomycetes; Diaporthales; Diaporthaceae. Gene Ontology annotation, biological process: nucleobase transport; transmembrane transport. The transcript is spliced from 4 exons. The coding region runs from base 1 to 1557 and encodes 518 amino acids. Gene Ontology annotation, molecular function: nucleobase transmembrane transporter activity.
AUGCCCGGCGACAUAGAGUCCCGCGCGUCGUACUGGGCAAAGCGGCUCGAGUGCCCAGUCGAUGAGGACGCCAACUACCGCAACACGUUCUGGUGCAACCGCGACCUGAUCCCGAUCCCCGAGGACAGGAGGACUUGGACAUGGCAAGGUUUCGCAGGGUACUGGGUCAUCUGCGGCAUCAACACGACGGCAUGGACGGCCGGCUCGACAUUAUUGUCUCUGGGCUUGAGUGCGCCUCAGGCCAUAGGCUGCAUGGUCGGAGUCGCUUUGAUCUCUGCUCUUGUCGCCGUGCUCGCAGGAUGGCCCGGGAGUCAUCUUUACCUGGGAUUCACCGUGCUCUCGCGAGCUUCUUGGGGCAUGAGAGGUGGUUUCUGGCCAGUGCUUAACCGCAUUGUGACUGCAUGCGUCUGGAUGGGUAUACAGGCAUAUUGGGGCGGACAAGCGGUCAAGAUAAUCCUCAGGGCAAUCAUCGGACCCAAGUUCCGCGACCUAGCGAACACGCUCCCAGCGUCAGCCAACGUCGACACCGCCAGCCUGAUCUCCUUCUUCGUCUUCAUCGUCAUCUUCCUGCCCCUCCCCAUGAUCCCGCCCGAGAAGCUGCAGCUCCCCUUUCGGAUAGUCUUCGUCAUGAUCACGGCGACCAUGUUCGGAAUGGUAGGCUGGUCCGUCCACGCGGCCGGCGGGGCAGGCAUUCUCAUGUCCACGCCGGCGACGGGCUCCGGCUCCACUCUCAGUUGGGCCGCCGUGUUCGGCCUGCAGUCCAUCGUGGGCUCACAGGCCAGCGGUUGCCUGGGCCAGUCCGACUGGACGCGGUAUGCCAGGACGCCCAAUGCCGCACUAUUUGGACAGUUCAUCUGCGCGCCUAUAUUCAUCGUGCUGACGUCUGUGUGUGGCAUCAUUAUCACCAGCGCAGCGGCUUCCAUCUAUGGAGAGUACAUCUGGAACCCAUUCGAACUCCUGUUGACGGUGCAGUCUCACUCGAUGUCACCUGCAGCAAGGGCGGGCACUUUCUUUGCUGGCCUUGGCUUCUUGGUCGAUCAGCUUGCGCUGUGCCAGAUGCUGAACGGGAUCUCGACAGGAAUGGAUAUGGCGGCUCUCUGCCCGAAGUGGAUCAAUAUCCGACGAGGCUGCUACGUCCUGACGGUGAUCGCAAUAGCGAUUUGCCCUUGGAACUAUGUGACCAACCCAGGGACAUUUAUCACUGUGCUGAGCGGCUGGAGCAUAUUUCUCAGUCCAAUGACUGGCAUUGUCGUCUCCGACUACUUUCUUUCCGGUUUCGCACGCGCCAUACAAGGGCUUUCGUCUGGAAAUGGAUGGGACCGUUUAUACCAGAUCUCCUAUUUCUACGGGUUCUUUGUCGCCUUGGCCAUGCACUGGCUUCUGCACACGAUCUUCCCUACGGCGAGACAGCGUGGCACUUCACCAUUUGUGCUGGAAGCACAUGCGGAAAUGCUGAAUACAGCUGAGAGCGACGAUGUCACGGUCGACAGUUCGGAAGAGGAGAAGAGAGCGCCCGCCAAACGUGCAGAACUCAGUCUACAGUCGCAAAAUGUAUGA